Messenger RNA from Psilocybe cubensis, 660 nucleotides. RefSeq lists its product as uncharacterized. The record is from RefSeq and is a predicted model, not a curated record. The transcript has 2 exons. Lineage: Eukaryota; Fungi; Basidiomycota; Agaricomycetes; Agaricales; Agrocybaceae. Bases 1 to 660 code for a protein of 219 amino acids.
AUGCUCGACAUUCUGCCACAGUCCGCCCCCGCCUUUUUCCAGCCCCACGACGACAACAAGAUCUCGUCUGGCAAUCUCUAUCUAUGCCAGCCACACACUGUCAUCCAGCUCGUCGAGGUUGCGCCCCCGCCUCCACGCAGAAUAUCUUCUGUUAUCAACUCUAGCUCAGCCGCUUCUUCUUCAUACUCGUCUUCGUCUUCGUCUUUUGACGAUGAGGACAUGGACGAGGACGAGGACGAGGAGGAGAUCUGCUCCUCGUACUGCUCCUCAGACUUGUCGCCAGAGGAACUCGAGCAGUCCUCCUGCUCCGCCGCUCUGUCGUCAUUGCCCAGCACAGACUCGCGCAUGAAACGCAUCCUCCUCUGGCGCCAGUUCUCCGACUCGGAAUCCUCCUCGUCUCUCAAGCGCAAGGUCGAGGAGAUCGACGAGAUGCUCGUCGACAACAGCGACAAUGAAUCGCACACUAGUAAACGAUCGCGCUCGCACGGGUCCUCUGCGUCUUCACACAGCAUCAGCUCUGCAGAGCUCAACAUGCACCCCUGUCCCGCCUGCGACGCCUUCUUCCCCACCCUCCAGAGUCUGCGCCAGCACGGCCAGCGCGAUGCCCCGCACACAAGCGAAGCCUGCUGCGUCGCGGUGGAGUACGCCUUUGAGCAAUGA